This is a messenger RNA of Ostreobium quekettii, 1377 nucleotides long. The record is from the annotation of a GenBank genome assembly. Lineage: Eukaryota; Viridiplantae; Chlorophyta; Ulvophyceae; Bryopsidales; Ostreobiaceae.
AUGGUGGAGGCGUGGCGGAUCUUCUCUGUUGCGGGUCCAGUCCUGGUGGCUGCGAUUGGGCACCUGGUAUCGGGCACCGUGAGGGAGGGGUACAUGGAUGAGAUCUUCCACAUUCCUCAAACACAGCGCUACUGUGCUGGGGAGUUUUGGGCCUGGGAUCCCAAGAUCACCACCCUUCCAGGCUUUCACCUCCUUGGGGCAGCCUGGGGCAGUUCCUUGGGCUAUUUUCUGGGGUCAUUGGGUAUUCUUUCAGAGGAAGGCCCAUGCAGUACCACCCUUCUCAGGGCAAUGAACUCGGCACUGCUCAUUGCCAAUGCUCGCCUUCUUUACCUUAUCCAUGCCAAGGUGCAAACACAUAACCACAAAGGGGCCCAAAAGGAUGAACACCACUCUUUCCUGCUCUCGAUGUGCCUCACAUUUUUCCCGCUCCACUUCUUCUACGGUUUUCUCUACUACACUGACGUUCCCUCACUCACCUUCAUCCUUGCCUGCCUGUUGGCCACCCUCCACAGCAGGCACUGGCUCGCUGGGCUGGCGGGCGCCAGUGCGGUAGCUGUCAGGCAAACGAAUGUUGUGUGGGUCUCGUUCAUACUGUAUGUGGGCAUCCUGGAUCGCCUGAGAUGCGGACAGGGUGAACUGGGACUGGCCCCACUGGUAGAGCUUGCCAAGCACGCCUGCCGGCAGAAAUGGAUGCUGCUCCAGGUGUUCUUCCCUCUGCUGCUUGUGCCCAGCUGUUUUGUCCUUUUCGUUGUGAUCAAUGGAGGCAUCGUGGUGGGCGACCGGGACGCCCACAAGCCUGUGCUCCACUUGGCGCAGUUGGGAUACUUCUUCCUGUUUGCAGUGGGCGGACUGUCCCCGGCGCUGCUGGACUGGAGAAAGUUGCACGGCGGCCUACGGAGGCUCGUCUCCAGCACUAUGAUGUGUCGGCUUGCGCUUGGUGUGGUGCUGUCUGUGGUGUGCACAACCCUUGUGCGAGGGACAUUCGCCCAUCCGUACUUGCUGGCAGACAAUCGGCAUUACACCUUCUACCUGUGGAGGCGGGUGCUGCAGUAUGUGCAUGUGCGGAUGGCACUUGUGCCGGUCUGUGGUCUUGGCAUGCUGUUGCUGCUGGAAAGCCUGCUGGAGCGGUGUUCACCCCUGUGGGUGGUUGGGUACUUGGGAUGCACAGCCGCAACACUGGUACCUGCAGGGCUGCUGGAAUUUAGGUACUUUGUGGUGCCCUUCAUUCUGGCAGCCCUGCAUAUGCCCAGCCCGAGUCGCGGCAGCAUUUUCGCCCUGGCGUCCCUCUUCAUCGCCGUGGAUGCUGCCACACUUUACAUGUUUUUGUACCGUCCAUUCUAUUGGCCGGAUGGGAGCACAGCCAGGUUCAUGUGGUAA